Messenger RNA from Kockovaella imperatae, 1391 nucleotides. RefSeq lists its product as hypothetical. The coding region runs from base 121 to 1302 and encodes 393 amino acids. The transcript is spliced from 5 exons. Gene Ontology annotation, molecular function: protein binding. Lineage: Eukaryota; Fungi; Basidiomycota; Tremellomycetes; Tremellales; Cuniculitremaceae. The record is from RefSeq and is a predicted model, not a curated record.
CCCCAAACUACUCUCGACGUUCGCCUCGACAGCUAAAACGACGCUGAGAGUGACACGGCCAGAUCGGCGGAGGAGGGAUUGUAUCGCCAGAAGACUGCUUACUCUCGGUUCAUCGGGCUCAUGAGUAGCUCGCACGAGCUUGUAGCAGCUGCCGUCGCCACUACUGCCGCCGCCGCUGGUGCUGGUGGUUCUUCCUCCACUUCUGACCAGGGUUUCGCGACUCCCUCGACGACCGCCUAUUCGUCAAGACACGGGACUGAAGGUGGUGGUAGCGGAAUGACAGCUGUGACGAUGAAUGAAGAGGCAGGUCAUGGUGCUGAAAGCUCCAAGAUGGCCAUAGAAGGAGGUGAUUCCGCUACGCACGCUAUGGGAUUCUCCGACUACAUUUGGAACGUUGGAUACCUUCAAGCGCAAUGGACAGAUGUCCAGCUUGUCUUUUUCGAUCAGUCGAUCAACCUGCAUCGCAUCGUCCUCUCUAGAAGUCCAUAUCUCGCUCAACUUAUGGCUCCUCAUCCUCCUGGAACAUCCAUCAGGCUAUUACUCCCAGAUCUUAACAUCACUUCCACCUCAAUUCACAUCGCCCUUCAGCAUCUCUACAACCCCGCACUCCGUCUAGUCGAUUCUUCCAACGCUCGAAGUGUACUUGCUACAGCAUACAUCUUCGGAGGCAUGUCUGAGCUUGUUCAGCAUGCUUAUAGAAUCAUCCGCCAGUCCUUCUCACCCUCAAAUAUCGUAGACAACAUUCACUGGCUCGGACAACAUUCAACUGGACCCUCUAUUUCAGGCACGCCUGCGUCCAUUGAUUCACCAUCAUCACGUGGAGGUCUUGCUUUUGGAACGUUAGAUGGAGGCGACGGUGUAUCCAGUCCACGGAGUCAGUCGUCUGUUAGCGGAUGGAGGGAGGCAGCGCAGACUGCACCGUAUGGAGAGUGGUCCAGUCGUUUACGAGAUGAUAUGACCGACUAUCUCAUCAACAUCUUCCCAGCAUCUCUACCUGAACCCCUCUCAAGCGAUCCCACUCUUUUCAACAUCUACUGCCAAUUGCCGUACGAUCUCUUCAAACUUUGUAUAGAGUCCCCAGACCUCCCUAUAGGAACCACUCAAGCGAGGUUCACAUUCGCGAAAAAGGUCAUUGCGCAACGGAAAAAGCUCGCCGGAGCCAACAAAGGUGCUUCUGGGCCAUUGAUGGAGGAGAUGGUUCUUCUCGCUGUCGGGACCGAUUCAGGCAGCGUGGAAAUUACACGGCGACCGAAGAAGGGCAAAACUACGUUGGUUAAAGCAGGUCCUGGAGUCGCAGCAUAGGUGUUUAAGGCAAGCCGGAGCGAGGAGAGUGACGUGGAUCACAGCGAUAGCGCCUGGCACAGCACAGUCAGCUGGUCAGCCAAAAUCGU